AUGUCUUAUACUCCAUUUUCAGACAAAUAUAACGAAGUACCUCAAUCAGAAGAUGGUGAAGGAUUACUAUCACAUACACAACAAAAUUAUAAACAACCACCCAGACGAAAUAACAUACUUUGGUAUAUCCUAUCAAUACCGGUGAUAUCAUUAUCGUCAGUCGUUUUUGGUAUAUGGAUUGGUGCUCGGUUUGUGGCAAACCCCGCCAAAUUAUGUCCAUCAUAUGUGCAACAUUAUUCUCCUAUACUGAAUGAUAUUGAUACUUCAUAUCAACCAGUAAUGUUCAAUGGAUCAUUCAUGAAGGAAAAUGCGUUUAGAUUAAAAGCAGGCCCUGAAGUGGAUGAAGCUUGGGGAAGCUUAGGAGUACAUUAUCGGAGUUUGGCAUUACCAGCUAGCGAAGCAGAGAAAUCCGGAUUAACAUCAGCUCAUGUUCAAAUAAACGAAAAAUAUGGAGGAGGAUUUCCCGUAAAUUUGGAAGGACUACAUCAUUUACAUUGUCUUAAUCUUGUAAGACAAUCGCUAUAUUACAAUUACGAUUAUUACCACGAAAAAGGAGAAGGAGCAUUCGUGAAUGAUGAUAAUGUUGUUCAAUAUCACGUCUAUAUCAUCCGCCAACAACUCAUGUGCCAAGUUGACACGGGCGUCCUUGGUCAAGUAUGGUGGGAUAAAUCCAAACCCCAAGCAUUCGUCGACUUCAACACCGAACAUAAGUGCAAAAAUUUCGACGCCAUCAGACAAUGGGCAGAGGAAAGACAAAUGCCUGCAGGUGGUCCUCCGGAUUUCUUACAAAAACCAAAGGAAAGUGAUGUUCUUGAAUCUAUACCCUAG
Molecule: messenger RNA, 828 nt
Organism: Sclerotinia sclerotiorum 1980 UF-70
Lineage: Eukaryota; Fungi; Ascomycota; Leotiomycetes; Helotiales; Sclerotiniaceae
Exons: 4
Coding region: 1-828 (275 amino acids)
Biological process (GO): mycotoxin biosynthetic process
Source: RefSeq, a predicted model, not a curated record